This is a messenger RNA of Peromyscus maniculatus bairdii (prairie deer mouse), 1013 nucleotides long. RefSeq names its product olfactory receptor family 5 subfamily B member 21 (gene Or5b21). Lineage: Eukaryota; Metazoa; Chordata; Mammalia; Rodentia; Cricetidae. The record is from RefSeq and is a predicted model, not a curated record. Gene Ontology annotation, molecular function: olfactory receptor activity; G protein-coupled receptor activity. Gene Ontology annotation, cellular component: membrane. Gene Ontology annotation, biological process: G protein-coupled receptor signaling pathway.
UCUUUAAACACCAGGUAAAAUUCAAGCUGACUGCAAUGGAGAACAGCACAGAAGUGAUGGAAUUCAUCCUGUUGGGGUUGACAGAUGACCCCAAACUUCAGGUUCCUCUACUCCUGAUAUUUUUGUUCAUCUACCUUGUUACUCUGAUUGGUAAUGGAGGGAUGAUGGUCAUUAUCUUCUCAGACUCCCAUCUCCACACUCCCAUGUACUUCUUCCUCAGUAAUCUGUCCUUUGUGGACCUGGGAUACUCAUCCGCUGUAGCUCCCAAGAUGGUGGCUGCAUUGCAGUCAGGGAACAAGGUCAUCUCCUACAAUGGGUGUGCAGCUCAGUUUUUCUUCUUUGUGGGUUUUGCCACUGUUGAGUGCUAUCUCCUGGCCUCCAUGGCUUAUGACCACCAUGCAGCAGUGUGUAAGCCUCUUCAUUACACCACCACCAUGACAACGGGUGUAUGCACCAUCCUGACCAUUGGCUCUUAUGUCUGUGGCUUCCUCAAUGCCUCAAUCCAUACAGCAGAUACCUUCAGACUCUCCUUCUGUAGUUCUAAUAAAAUAAACCAUUUUUUCUGUGACAUUCCCCCACUCCUGGACCUUGCAUGCUCCAGUACACACAUCAGUAGGCUUGUUGUCUUCUUUGUUGUGGGAUUCAAUGUCUUUUUUACCCUCUUGGUAAUUCUCAUCUCUUAUGUCUUCAUAUACAUUGCUAUUCAAAGCAUUCAGUCUUCCGAGGGACGAAAGAAAGCUUUCUCUACCUGUGCUUCCCACCUCACCGCCGUGUCCAUCUUCUAUGGCACAAUCAUCUUCAUGUACUUGCAUCCCAGUUCUAGUCAGUCCAUGGACACAGACAAAAUAGCAUCUGUGUUCUACACUGUAGUGAUUCCCAUGCUGAACCCCUUGAUCUACAGCCUGAGAAACAAAGAAGUGAAAAUUGCCUUCUGGAAAAUACUCAACAAUCUUUACCCUCCAUCUUUUAGUGUGAGGUGGAAGUAGGCGGGUAAGUAAGGGAUCUUACAUCUC